AUGGGAAAAGACCAUGCAAAAGAUACUCCUAAAGAGUUCAGAGGAAUCAAUGGCAAAGUAGAUGCAAUAUUGGACGUGAAUGCAAGGCUCCUUGGCAGGCCGGGCACCAUGCGAUACCUCCUGCUUUGUGCUGCCAUCCUCCUCCCCGAGAGUCUUGCUUUUCCAGCACAACUUCAACUACCAUCAUGGAGCAACAUAGACUUUGAGAACCUAAAGACAUAUCUUGAUAAAUUCUUUCCAAUGUUUACAAAAACACCAAGCCUUAGCUUAGAAGAGAGGAUUAAAGAAAUGCAGAGGUUUUUCCACCUGAAUGUAACUGGAAAUUUAACUGCAGAAACAGCAGAAAUAAUGAAAAGGGCCAGAUGCGGUCUCCCUGAUAUGACAGGUAACAAGGCACUUGCUGACAGUUCAAGAUGGGAAAAGACACGUUUGACUUACAGGAUUGUCACUUACACAACUGAUCUAACCCAAAAGCAAGUGGAUAAUGCAAUCGAAAGGGCUUUCAGGGUAUGGAGUGAUGUGACUCCACUGCAGUUCGAAAGAGUAUUCUUCGGAUUUGCAGACAUUAUGAUUGCAUUUGCAUAUUAUGCGCAUGGUGAUGGAAACCCUUUCGACGGAAGAGGCAACGUUCUAGCUCAUGCAUUUGGACCUGGAACCGGGCUUGGUGGAGAUGCUCAUUUUGAUGACUCUGAAAGGUGGUCAGAGACAAAUAGAGAAAUUAAUUUGUUCCUUGUUGCUGCUCAUGAAUUUGGCCAUUCUUUGGGACUUUCUCAUUCAGAUGACCCUACAGCUCUGAUGUACCCUAUCUACUCAUAUGUGGACCCAUCAACCUUCACACUUCCAGAGGAUGAUAGGCGAAGAAUUCAGAAUUUAUACGGGAAAAGGUCAUCAACCUUUUGAAGAAAGUGCUUCAAAACGACCAAAGAACUUACAUCUGGUUGUUUUGGUGUUCCCAAACAACUUUAAUCCUCUAGAUAAUUAAAAUGGUAAAUUCACGGAAUGCACCUUCUCUUCC
Calidris pugnax (ruff) is the source of this 1015-nucleotide messenger RNA. It is a transcript of the gene MMP7, whose product is annotated as matrix metallopeptidase 7. The record is from RefSeq and is a predicted model, not a curated record. The transcript is spliced from 7 exons. Gene Ontology annotation, molecular function: metalloendopeptidase activity; zinc ion binding. Bases 1 to 900 code for a protein of 299 amino acids. Gene Ontology annotation, cellular component: extracellular matrix. Lineage: Eukaryota; Metazoa; Chordata; Aves; Charadriiformes; Scolopacidae. Gene Ontology annotation, biological process: extracellular matrix organization; proteolysis; collagen catabolic process.